AUGGCUACUCUUGCUCUCUCAUCCUCUCUCCGCUUCGCUUCUCCAUCCUCCAAUCUUUCUCCGCCUUCACUCACUUCAAUUCCACGUUUAUCACUCUUUUACUACCCCUCCUCCUCUGCUUACCCUUCUGCUCUCUCUUCCUCUCUCUUCAUCUCUCCUCCUUUCCUCACUCACCCCACAAGUUCCAGACCACUUUCUCUCUCCUCCUUCACUGUGAAGGCCAGUUCUGCAGAUAAAAAGAAGGUUCUCACAGUCAAUACCAACAGUGGUGGGCAUGCAGUCAUUGGCUUCUACUUUGCAAAAAACCUUCUGGGUUCUGGCCAUGAAGUCACCAUAAUGACCGUUGGUGAAGAUUCUCCGUUCAAUAGAUUCUCCGUAAACAUUUCAACAUUAUAUACAUACAAAUGGGCACACACGGCUAAAUUUACACGAAUACUCAAUUUGUGCUUCAUUCUUUGUGUUCUAUGGUGGGAAAUAGUAAGCGCUGGUGGGGAUCCCGUAGAAAUUGAGAAGGUUUUGAAGGGGGCAGCUUUUGAUGCAGUGUUGGAUAACAAUGACAACGACUUGGAUAAAGUGAG
Ilex paraguariensis (yerba mate) is the source of this 578-nucleotide messenger RNA. The record is from the annotation of a GenBank genome assembly. Lineage: Eukaryota; Viridiplantae; Streptophyta; Magnoliopsida; Aquifoliales; Aquifoliaceae.